AAACAAAACUAAAAAAAAUAAUAAUAAUAAGUCCGGGAGCUUUCAUGGUUUGCGAAAACCCACCACAGCACAAACAAAGAAGCAGAGAGAACGACUGUGACGAGAGGAGGAGGAGAUCAACAUAGGAUCGAAGGAAGGCGAAUAGGGUGGGGGCGCGCGAGGCCAUUAUUAUUAUUCCUUCAGAGUUCUUCCAUCUCCUCGAACCCUCCAUUGUCUCUUGUGCGUCUCUGGAAUCAAUCGAGAGGAAGAAGCAAACCCCCGAAAGCCAGGCAGGCAGGCAGACAAAUAGAAAUUCCCCCAUUCUUCCCUGGCUUCGUGAUUUGGAAAAAGGGACAAGAGAGAAUUCCCUCGUCCCCCCUCUCUCGAGAUUUCUGCUCGACCCAUCUGGAUUUCUGUCUCAUGCACCGUCUCAGCGGCGCCGCCCGCCCAGCUACGUGAACCUUCUCCCUCUCUGUGUGUUUGGUUUGGUUUGGUUUGUCGCGGGAUGGCGGAGGAGCUGCAGCAGCAGCAGCAGCAGCAGGCGGAGGUGGUGACGGUGGAAAGAGCCAAGCUAGCGGCAUGCAUGACGUGCCCACUCUGCCACAAAUUGUUCCGACGCGCCACCACCAUCUCCGAGUGCCUCCAUACCUUUUGCAGAAGGUGCAUAACCAGAAAGAUAGAAUAUGAAGAUUUGGACACUUGUCCAGUUUGCAACAUUGACUUAGGGCCCCUCCCUCUCCACCAACUCAGGCCAGACCAUUGUCUCCAAGAUUUCAGGGACAAGAUUUUUCCUUACAAAAGAAAAAGGGUCGAAGCUGAAGCUGAAGCUGAAUCUCAAGCACAUGAAACCAUGCCUUCACUCCCAGAAGUCAUGCCACCACCUUUAGUACUGAAACCUCCAUCAGAAACUGUGGCUACUGUGCAUGUACCUGCCAGGAGGAAAGAAAGAUCUCUGUCUUCGUUGGUGAUCAACACACCUAAACUACCAGACGAACCUAUUCAGCCAGCAAAAAAGGCUAAAUAUAGCACAAAAAAGGUUCCUGUUGUUCGAGAAUCGGUCACAUCUGAUGAUGAAGAACCUGUCGAGAAUGCUGCAGAUGGUGACAGAUUGAGCUCGCCCGAGACUCUUAUCAAGAUUGCACAAAGCAGGAGACAGAAUGGUACUGCUUCUGGGACAUCCAAGCGGCUUAUGCUGGAUAAAAAAGUCGAGGAAGGAAUUGAAGAAAGUGAGGAGAAAUCUGAUCUAUUGAAACCAUUGAAUCACCUGGUUGAAGAAUUAGCCGCUGCAAAUAAAGUUAAGUCAAACAAGUCCAACCCGCAUGGGGAAGUUUCGGUUCCAGUGGUGGUGGCAGUGCCUGUAGAUGCCACCGUUAAAGCAAAUGAUAUCGAGAUGCCUAAUAAAGCCAAUGUAAAGGAGCAAGAAGAUAACAAACCUCAAGUUUGUUGGAAUGAAGAUGAUUCUGCUGCAUCAACAUCAAGUUCAGUCAGACCUACAAAGUUGCCUACCGUGCGCCCAAAGAAAGCUGCAAUUCCAGAAGCCGUUAACGUUUCGGCACAAGCUACUGUGGAUGCAAAUAGUAGACAGGAGCAAAGAUUGGUCCCUAUCUGGUUCUCCUUGAUUGCGGCAAAUACCCAGGGAGGAGGAGCGCCCUUGCCGCAGAUAUCUUCACCAUAUUUGAGGGUCAAGGAUGGUACCUUACCCAUUUCAGCAAUCAAAAAGUACCUUGCGCAGAAGCUAGGCCUCGCAAGUGAGGCUGAGGUGGAGCUUUCCAUUUGUGGUCGGCCUCUGCUUGCCACAUUGCAGCUACGAAAUCUAGUUCAGUGGUGGCUGCAGACAGUUCCAGCACCUGAAAGAACCCGCACAAGUGUCGGCAGUUCGGCCAAAGAUUUCGUCAUGGUUCUAUACUACAGCCGCAAAGCAACUUAGGGCGCCACAGCACAUUGAAACAAGCGUUUCUUUUUAGUUUUUACUACUUGCCCUGCUCUUACCGGUUUUCUUCUUUUGUUUCUGAGGCAUUCAGUCGAGCAUGUGGCGAGCGUCAACCAGCAUUUUCAUUUUGUUUUCCCUUUCGGUGGAAAGUUUCACAAUUUGUCGAUCAUAUUUUCACUUUUCCAUUCGACCCAAAGCUGAAAGAAGAGAGACUAAGUCAUUCGAGUAUAAAGAUCAGAUCUUUUUUUUUUCUGUUCCCUUUAUUCUUCCUGAACCUUUCAUGCAUUGAUGCUCAAAAGAAGAACAAGAAGAAAGCAAAAAUGUCAAGAUUGUAUUCAAAUUGAACAAUUAGGGUCAAAGAAAACCCAAUUCGCUACAAAUUUGACCAAACAAAAUCCUGUAAAAUCCCUAUCCUUUCAUCACCAAGCAGUUACAAAGAAGAAGAAUCGAAGUCAAUCAAAUCUGGCUGUAAGCUCCGCCUCCUGGGGUAUCAUCAUCGUCUGAUAGCAAGUUUCCAUACGGCGACGCCUCGAAUUCAUCCGCCACAAGAUCAUCCGUGCUCCUCAACGCGGCGUGCAGCAGCACCAAUCCGGCGGCGAUCGCCCCGGCGGCAAUCACGUUGACCCAGAUCCCGGCGACGGAAAAGACCACCACCGACGCGAUUACGAGCCCAACCAGCACCACCAAAUCGUUGAUCUCGAACCCGAAAAUCGACAUCGGCUCAUCUCGGGAGAAGUAGAGGACGACCCAGGCGACGAGCACGAUGAAGAAGGCGAGCAGCGCCAAGGGACGGGUGACGAGGCUGAAGAAGAAGAUUAGGAGGACGAUGAUGGCGUAAUUGGCACGGAAGAAGGUCAGGUUCUGGGUUACCCGGGCGUUGGCGUCGGUGAGGGGAGAAGGGAAGUUGACGGCGGUGAGGUCGAGGAAGAGCGGCCAUGGACGGCAGACCGAUGUUAGGGAUUGGACGGUUCGCUUGAGCUGGGAGAGGAGAUCGGGAGAAUCCGACAUUGUGAAGUGGAGUGGAGCCGGAGUAGAGAUUCGGGCGCAAGGGAUUGUCGGAUUGACGAUUUCUCGCGUGAAGGAUUCGCCGUCAGAGAGAGAGAUCUCCGACGCGGAAAGGAGGGAGGACAGGAGAGAAGAAAAGCUGGGACGCUCUGAUUUGUGCGAUUUCUAGG
Linum tenue is the source of this 3084-nucleotide messenger RNA. Lineage: Eukaryota; Viridiplantae; Streptophyta; Magnoliopsida; Malpighiales; Linaceae. The record is from the annotation of a GenBank genome assembly.